Molecule: messenger RNA, 1296 nt
Organism: Ogataea philodendri
Lineage: Eukaryota; Fungi; Ascomycota; Pichiomycetes; Pichiales; Pichiaceae
Exons: 1
Coding region: 1-1296 (431 amino acids)
Biological process (GO): protein N-linked glycosylation
Cellular component (GO): Golgi membrane; mannan polymerase complex
Molecular function (GO): alpha-1,6-mannosyltransferase activity
Source: RefSeq, a predicted model, not a curated record
AUGCAUUUAGGAAUCCCCAGAAGGUCGGACCUGAGACCUAAGGGAAAGAAUAAACCUUUACUACCAAUACCUUCUGCUUUGAGAAGUAGAUUCAAAGACUACAGCAACAAAAGAACUGCGAUCCAAGCAAUUUUAAUACUGAUAAUUGGUAACUACAUAGUGAACUGGUUGUUCUCUUCAUCAAAAGUUAAACACAAUUUCGGUCAUCUAACCAACCAGGAGGCACUUCAGACUCUACAAGAUAACCAUGGAAUUUAUAAAAACGAGAUCAGUGUGGGCUCAAAGUAUAUUUUCCCUCCAAUUGAACAUGCCCCUUUAUUGAGAGAAUUGACGUUGGACAGACUGUUCAAGAACAAAGUCAAUCCCGACAAUCCACAGGAAAAACUCUACUUUUAUUCUGAUGAUGAUGACUUGAACGAUUUCAAUGAGAUCAAGGACAAAUCGAGCUCUGAAGAUCCAUUAGACCAAUCUCUCAAAGCAUUCAAGGAACAUGGUCGUAAAGUGUUCAGACCUUCAAGUGGAAAGAAAUCUCCUGAAAUAGUGUUAGUGACAGGAGUAGACUUCGAGAAGUUUGAACAGAGCCACCUAACCAAGAUCGUCCAAAACAGAGUUGAUUACGCGCAUGCUAAUGGGUAUGGAUUAUAUGUCAGAUGGAUACAAGAAUUUACACCAACCCUGCAAGAAUACAAUAACGAAAGAAACUGGGCCAAGCUUUUCAUAUUACGAGCAGCCAUGCAUGCUUUUCCACAUGCAAAGUAUUUCUGGUACCUUGACCAAAAUGCAUUCAUUAUGAGACACGAUAUUGAAUUGUAUUCGUAUCUGUUGGAGCCGAAGUCUUUGGAACCAAUAAUGAUGCGUGAUCAACCAAUUGUUCUUCCAAAUGGUGCCAUCAAGACGUACAGAAAAGUUAAGGCAGAGGACAUGCAGAUUGUGAUCACACAAACCAAAGAUGGCAUCAACACCGACUCUUUCAUUGUCAAAAACGACAUCUACGGUAAAGGAGCAUUAGAGUUUUGGACAGAUCCUUUGUUACGGAAAUACUCAAGUUUCACCAGCGAUGAAAAGGAUGCAUUGACUCACAUACUACAAUGGCACCCAGUCAUUUUAAGCAAAACUACCAUUGUUCCUGGAAGAACGAUUUGUUCAUUACAUAGCUCCAAUGUGGCCGAAGAAGAAGAUGACACCUUAUUUUAUCAGGAGGAUGAUUUCGUUGUUAACUUCAAGGGUUGUGAUGUCCAUCAUACGUGCGAAUUGGUGUUGGACUCAUACUGGAAGAAACAACAGGGUACAAACUAA